This is a messenger RNA of Odocoileus virginianus texanus, 1542 nucleotides long. RefSeq names its product T-box transcription factor 22 (gene TBX22). Gene Ontology annotation, molecular function: RNA polymerase II cis-regulatory region sequence-specific DNA binding; DNA-binding transcription factor activity, RNA polymerase II-specific. Gene Ontology annotation, biological process: regulation of transcription by RNA polymerase II; cell fate specification; positive regulation of DNA-templated transcription. Lineage: Eukaryota; Metazoa; Chordata; Mammalia; Artiodactyla; Cervidae. The record is from RefSeq and is a predicted model, not a curated record. Gene Ontology annotation, cellular component: nucleus.
AUGGCUCUGAGCUCUCGGGCGCAUGCCUUCUCGGUGGAAGCCUUGGUGGGGAGACCCAGCAAAAGAAAACUACGAGACCCUAGAGAAGAGGCGCAACCUGAGCUGCUCGAGAAAGAGGGUGGAGAGGAGGAGGAGAGAAGGAGAAGCGCCGCCGCAGGGAGGAAGAACGAGCUGCCUGAAAAGCGAUCCAAAGCACAGCCUUUAGCAACUACUUUAGGCUGCAACAGCUUUGGAAGUCUGGAAGAGAAAGAUAUUAUUCAAGUGGAACUUCAAGGAUCUGAGCUGUGGAAGAGAUUCCAUGACAUUGGGACUGAGAUGAUCAUUACAAAGGCUGGCAGGCGGAUGUUCCCCUCUGUUCGGGUCAAAGUGAAAGGACUGGACCCAGGGAAACAGUACUAUGUGGCCAUUGAUGUGGUGCCAGUAGAUUCCAAACGCUAUAGGUACAUCUAUCACAGCUCCCAGUGGAUGAUAGCCGGGAAUACAGACCACUCAUGCAUCACUCCUAGGGUCUAUAUUCACCCAGACUCACCUUGUUCAGGAGAGACAUGGAUGCGCCAGAUCAUCAGCUUUGAUCGUGUGAAACUCACCAACAAUGAGAUGGAUGACAAAGGUCAUAUCAUUCUGCAGUCCAUGCACAAGUACAAGCCCCGUGUGCACGUGAUGAAGCAAGACAGCAGGGUUGACAUGUCCCGGAUUCAGUCUCUGCCUGCUGAAGGGGUUAAAACAUUCUCCUUUAAAGAAACUGAAUUCACCACUGUGACAGCUUACCAAAACCAGCAGAUUACCAAACUGAAAAUAGACAGGAAUCCUUUUGCUAAAGGAUUUAGAGAUCCUGGAAGAAGCAGGGGUGUACUGGAUGGACUUUUAGAGACCUACCCAUGGAGGCCUUCUCUCACUUUGGAUUUUAAAACUUUUAGUGCAGACACGCAAAGUGGAAGCAGCGGCUCAUCCCCAGUGACCUCUAGUGGAGGGGCUCCUUCUCCUUUGAAAUCUUUGCUUUCUCCACCUUUCUCCCCUUCCACAUUUCAUAUACCUACAAGCUCCUUUGGAAUGCCCUGUCCAGAGGUGUACCUACACAAUAUCAACCUGCCCCUUUGCUACAAGAUUUGCCCAACUAAUUUUUGGCAACAGCAGCGUCUUGUCUUGCCUGCUCUUGAAAGUCUAGCAAGCAACAACAGUUCUCAGUCUUCAGCCCCACUCAUGAUGGAAGUUCCCAUGUUAUCUUCUUUGGGAGUCACCAAUUCAAAAAAUGGUUCAUCUGAAGACUUAAAUGGACAGUGUCUACAAGCACCUAAUUCUUCCAAUCAAGUGUAUGAAUUACAGGCACUUGAAAAUAUUUUAUCAUCAAACCCCAUUGUUCAGAAAGCAAUUGGUUGUUCUUUCCAUCCUUCCUAUGGCUUUUAUAGGUACAACUUCUCCACACCACCUGGACUGGUAAAUGCUGCCAGCCAUCUUAAAGUGAAUGACAACAGUCAAGUUUCUUUCAUAGAAGGCAAAUACAGUCACACUCAUUGGCAUCCAAUAAUUAACCAUUGCCUUUAA